Messenger RNA from Oryzias latipes (Japanese medaka), 2210 nucleotides. RefSeq names its product beta-carotene 15, 15-dioxygenase 2, like (gene bco2l). Gene Ontology annotation, molecular function: beta-carotene 15,15'-dioxygenase activity; carotenoid dioxygenase activity. The record is from RefSeq and is a predicted model, not a curated record. Gene Ontology annotation, cellular component: mitochondrion. Gene Ontology annotation, biological process: retinal metabolic process; carotene catabolic process. Lineage: Eukaryota; Metazoa; Chordata; Actinopteri; Beloniformes; Adrianichthyidae.
UGUUGUGAAAUGCGUAAAUGCACAUCCUUUUACUGCAACGCUGUUUAUUGCCCAGAACCACUUAACUUCCACUUGACUUGAAAAAAGGGUUCAAAGGUUUUUCCUCAUCUAAGGUUGCUCAUGUAAGUCAUUGACAUUUCUCUGAUCUGCAGUUCACGGAACAAGCAGCCAUGCCAGCCACCACAGAGCAAUACACACACAACUUAAGUAGCAGGGAGCGAUGUCCAAAGGCUGAUGAUCUGGAAAGUUUGGAACAUUUGGUGCAAUCAGGGGAAGAAACACCUGAGCCCAUUCCUACUACCAUCAAAGGAUCUAUUCCAACUUGGAUCAAUGGAAGUUUCCUGAGAAAUGGCCCUGGGAAAUUUGAAUUUGGAGAAGACAAAUACAUACACUGGUUUGACGGCAUGGCCAUGAUGCACAGGUUUCACAUCCGUGACGGCUCAGUCACUUACAGCAGCCGUUUUCUAAGAAGUGACUCAUAUGUACAGAACUUGGAAAAGAACCGCAUCGUGGUCUCAGAGUUUGGAACGGUAGCAUCCCCUGACCCCUGCCAGAGCAUCUUUGCCCGCUUCUUUUCAUACUUUCAGACUCCACAGCCCACAGAUAAUGCCAAUGUAAACUUUGUCAAGUACAAGGGGGACUAUUAUGUCAGCACAGAGACAAACUAUAUGAGAAGAGUGGAUCCACAAAGCCUGGAAACAAAGGAGAAGGUGGACUGGAGUCAGUACAUCGCUGUCAACUCAGCGACAGCUCACCCCCACUAUGACCGUGAGGGGGCCACAUACAACAUGGGGAAUUCCUAUGGGAGAAAUGGUUUUUUCUACAACAUCAUACGUGUUCCUCCGCCUGAGGAUAAGUCAGCAGUGGAGGACUCUGCAGACCUGAGAGGAGCUGAAGUAAUAUGCUCAAUUCCUGCAGAUGAACCCAGAAAACCCUCUUAUUAUCACAGCUUUGUCAUGUCGGAGAACUACAUUGUGUUCAUUGAGCAGCCCAUCAAGUUGAACUUGCUGAAGUUCAUGCUGUACAAGAUACAAGGCAAGAGCUUUCACAACAUCCUGUCCUGGGAGCCUCAGUACGGCACUGUCUUCCACCUGGUGCACAGGCGCACAGGAAAGAAAAGCCCCGUGAAAUACCGGGCAGCACCAAUGUUUACAUUACAUCAGAUCAAUGCCUAUGAAGACAAUGGGUUCUUGGUAAUGGACAUGUGCUGUGGGGACGAUGGGGUGGUCAUCGGAGAGUUCACGCUGGAGAAUCUGCGGCGUGAAUCAGGACAGGCAAUGGAUGAGUUCUACAACUCCUUGUGCCGAAACCUCCCAAGGAGAUAUGUCCUGCCUCUGAAUGUGGAUGAAAACACUCCUUUGGACGAAAAUCUCAUCACUCUGCAUGACUGUAAAGCCACUGCAAUGAAGACAAACCCCGAGGAGGUGUACAUGACACACGAGGAGCUUCACGACGACCAGCUUCUGCAGUAUGGCGGCCUGGAAUUCCCUCAAAUCAAUUAUGCCAAAUACAACGGCAGGCCUUACCGCUACAUGUACGCAUGUGGCUUUGGACACGUUUUCGCCGACUCUCUGCUCAAGAUGGACGUCCACACCAAGGAGCUUAAGGUGUGGCGUUAUCCUGGCUUGUACCCGUCUGAGCCUGUCUUUGUUGCUUCGCCUGGAGCUGCAGAGGAAGAUGAUGGAGUGGUUUUGUCAGUCGUUGUCACUCCUAGAAAGGAGAAAAGCACUUUUCUACUCAUUCUGGAUGCCAGGACCUUCACUGAGCUGGGCAGAGCUGAGGUCCCUGUCAACAUCCCAUGUGGCACCCAUGGAGUAUUUAACGAGAUGGGCUGACCAACACCCAGCCAUUUUAUCCACUGGUUGCCAUUACUUGUAACAUCUCCCCCCUUGUCAUAUAAAGCUGAGAAUAUGAUUUAAGAGUUGGAAAAAACUGCAGAGUUGUUUUUUUCUAUGCCUCUUGUGUAGCAGUUGAUAGAUUUCUUUAGUGGAUGCAGGCUUUUUUUUGUGGCAAAAAUAAGACUUGUUGAGCCUCACAAACAAAAAUCUCAUCACUGCAUCACUGCCAAAAGUUUUUACUACAGUGCCUUGGAUAAAACAUGUGUUUAGGCUGCAGGUUGAUUGUAAACUCUUUGAAAUACUUUUAUGUUAGGCGAAAAGCUGCGUUUUAAAAUCAAUAAACACAUUAAAUAAAAUGUAUUUUCCCUUUUC